Messenger RNA from Entrophospora candida, 627 nucleotides. Lineage: Eukaryota; Fungi; Glomeromycota; Glomeromycetes; Entrophosporales; Entrophosporaceae. The record is from the annotation of a GenBank genome assembly.
AUGCUAUUUAUCCACGCAUAUUCCAUAACUUUCUUAAUUGAAAUAUGCUACUCUUUUGCUGAAUUUGUUGGUUUUGUUCUUAUCAGUUCAAAAACCAAUGUUCCAUCAAAUAUACCAUCUGAUGAUAUAACAUAUAAUUCAGUAACAUCAUUUACCAGUUCAAUUAAUCCUAUUUAUGGUGUCACUGCUGAAGAUGCAAAUCAUUUUCAUGAGGAAAUUAAAAACCAAUGGAAUGCAUAUGAUCCUUAUGCAUUUAAGGAUCUAACAACAGGAGAUUACGUUACUAGAUCUACCUCCAAACAAUCAAAUGAUAUCUAUACAAUGGCUAUUCAGGCUAUUUGGUUAUGUGGUUAUAAGAAAUGGAACAUUGCAUUUUAUCAAAGAGUUGUUACAGAAGAAUACGGUGUUAUACUGGAUAUUUUAAAAAUGAGUUUACUAGAAAAUUUUGGUAUAGAAAAUUUGUUAGGAUCAAUGUUUUUGCGACAUCAAGGAGAUGUUGAUAUAUAUUAUUCUGAUGCAACAUUUGAUAUUUUAAGAUCUAGAGAUAGAGGAAUUGCAUUAUAUAACGAUAUUUGUCAAGCAUAUGGUUUAAAAAUUUUUUUCAUGGAAAAAUAUAAUAUCAGUUGA